This is a messenger RNA of Arachis duranensis, 2613 nucleotides long. Its product is annotated as casein kinase 1-like protein HD16. Bases 311 to 2320 code for a protein of 669 amino acids. Gene Ontology annotation, cellular component: cytoplasm; nucleus. Lineage: Eukaryota; Viridiplantae; Streptophyta; Magnoliopsida; Fabales; Fabaceae. Gene Ontology annotation, biological process: signal transduction; peptidyl-serine phosphorylation; endocytosis. The transcript has 16 exons. Gene Ontology annotation, molecular function: ATP binding; protein serine/threonine kinase activity. The record is from RefSeq and is a predicted model, not a curated record.
AUUUUAAGUUGCUUUUCAUCUUCAACCUUUCGUUUGUUUCUUGUUUGUAAGGCUCCUCUUGCUUCCUUUUACUUUCUUCUUUCUUACAUCUGCUAUUGAAAACCUUACUUAACCAUCAAACCCUAACCCUACUAAUUGGUUUCGAUUCCUUUAAUUCCCAGCUCAAAAUUUCAACAAAAUUCCCCCCUUUCCCCUUUAAUUCUUCAAAAUUCAUUGCAAAUUUCAGCGAUGAAUCGGGUCUCGAAGCUCUGAUAAGGCAUAUGAUGAUAAAGAUUAUCGACGCUGCGAAUCGAUUGCAUGGGUUUGGAGAAUGCCGGAGCUUCGUAGUGGAGUGCGACGUGGUCGCGCUGCGGUAGGCCAAAAGGGCUCGGAACCACCGGCACCGGCAAGGAAGAACGUGAAGACACGCGCUCCUGCUGCGGCGGCGGGGGUUAAGGGUAGGCCCAAGACAAAGGCGGCGGCGGCGGCAGCGGCGAAGAAGCCGGUGAUCGUGACAUCGGAAGCGAAGGCGAAAGAGGUUAAAGAAAAGGUUUUCGGCGUGAUGGGUGAUGAUAGUGGUGGCUUGAGCGCCAACAAGGGUGCUGCACCCGAAGAUAACACUCCCCCUUUUCCUGAGAGGGUUCAAGUUGGAGGAUCACCUAUGUACAAGGUUGACAGGAAACUGGGUAAAGGUGGAUUUGGUCAGGUUUUUGUUGGCCGUCGUGAGCGUGCAACAGGUCCUGGAGCUGCCGAGGUGGCUCUGAAAUUCGAACAUAGGAACAGUAAAGGCUGUAACUAUGGCCCUCCAUAUGAGUGGCAAGUUUACAACAUCCUUGGUGGUAGUCAUGGAAUACCUAGGGUACACUACAAAGGAAGACAAGGAGAAUAUUACAUAAUGGUUAUGGACAUGCUUGGUCCGAGUUUGUGGGAUGUCUGGAAUUCCUCAAGCCAGACGAUGUCUGCUGAAAUGGUUUCAUGCAUAGCUGUUGAAUCCUUAUCAAUACUCGAGAAGAUGCACUCGAAGGGCUAUGUACAUGGAGAUGUAAAACCAGAGAACUUCUUACUAGGUCAGCCAUCUACAGCACAAGAGAAGAAACUGUUUCUGGUAGACCUUGGAUUAGCAACAAAGUGGCGAGACACCUCAAGUGGGAUGCAUGUUGAUUAUGAUCAGCGUCCUGACAUGUUUAGAGGGACUGUUCGAUAUGCUAGUGUUCAUGCUCAUUUGGGAAGAACUGCAAGUAGAAGGGAUGAUCUUGAAUCUCUUGCAUACACACUCAUCUUCCUUCAUAAAGGCCGGUUACCAUGGCAAGGUUAUCAGGGUGAUACCAAGUCCUUCCUCGUUUGCAAAAAGAAGAUGGGGACAUCGCCUGAGAUGCUGUGCUGCUUUUGCCCUGCUCCAUUUAGGCAUUUUCUUGAGGUUGUAGUGAACAUGAAAUUUGAUGAAGAACCCAACUAUUCCAAGUUAAUAUCACUGUUUAAUGGAAUACUUGACCCGAAUCCAGCAUUGCGGCCACUUAAUACUGACGGUGCUCAGAAGGUUGGACAAAAGCGGGGUAGACUGAAUAUGGAGGAAGAGGAUGAUUCACAGCCAAAGAAGAAGGUUCGAUUAGGGGUUCCUGCUACACAAUGGAUUUCAGUUUACAAUGCAAGACUGCCCAUGAAACAAAGGUAUCAUUACAAUGUGGCUGAUGCAAGACUAGCACAGCAUGUUGAGAGAGGAAUUGCAGAUGGCCUUCUUAUUAGUUGUGUAUCAUCAUGUUCCAAUCUCUGGGCACUUAUUAUGGAUGCUGGAACUGGAUUUACAAAUCAAGUCUAUAAGUUGUCACCUUUUUUCUUGCACAAGGAAUGGAUCAUGGAGCAGUGGGAUAAGAAUUAUUACAUCACUUCUAUUGCAGGGGGAAAUAAUGGAACCUCUCUUGUGGUGAUGUCAAAAGGUACACAGUAUACUCAACAAUCAUACAAAGUAAGUGAUUCUUUCCCCUUCAAAUGGAUAAACAAGAAGUGGAAAGAAGGUUUUCAUGUCACAUCAAUGGCUACUGCUGGAAGUCGCUGGGGUGUUGUUAUGUCUCGCAAUGCUGGAUUCAGUGAUCAGGUGGUUGAACUUGAUUUUCUCUAUCCAAGUGAGGGUAUCCAUCGACGUUGGGACGGUGGUUAUAGAAUUACCGCAACUGCUGCUACGUUGGACCAAUCUGCUCUAAUAUUAAGUAUUCCGAGACGCAAGCCAGGAGAUGAAACUCAGGAAACUCUACGUACAUCUCAAUUUCCCAGCACACAUGUUAAGGAGAAAUGGUCAAAGAAUCUUUAUCUUGCUUGUUUGUGCUAUGGGCGUACUGUAUGCUGAUUUGAGUUAAAAGUCAAAGCAUUUUAAUGACACUGGAAUUUGUGAAUUUUCUUCUGCCCGAUCGUAUAUGAUCGUUUUGUAGAAUCUUGUGGUGGCAGAAGACCAUAUUUUUAUGAGUUAUAUAGAUUAUUGUUUCGUUUCUUCCCUUCUAUUCUAAAGCUCGACUUUGGUGGAGGGGAUGUUGCUGAGCAAUGUAAUAUGCAGUUUAGUUUUAUGUGUUUCUACAUUAUGUAACUAUGUAUAUGCUAUGCUGCUGGUUUUCUGAUCAAUAGGGUGUGUCCAUUAAAAUUUAA